AUGACUGUUUUGAGGUUACUGCGUGUGCAAGUCUCGGAGACGCGUGAGUAGAGUUGGAGAGACCAGAAGCUGAUUAUCUGGGGGCCGCCUCCACAGAGGCUUCUCCCCCUCUCCGCAACUUGUGCCGCACUUGGUUCUGCCGAGACCCACGACGGUUCCGCCCCCUUCUUCCUUGUCAUUGAUGUUGUUGUUCUUGUCAGUGCCGCAGCCCCGACCGCCGGGAGCUCGAACUCGAGCGGGGGCCGCCCGGGCGGCGCGGUGGCGGCGGCGGCAGUGGCUGCGGCUGCAGCAGCUGCAACGGCUGCGGGGGCUGCUCCGGAGUCUGCGGGGGCGACCGGGGACCGGCAGCCAUCGGCGGGGCCGGAUGGCUCUGUGUGGGCAAGCGGCUGGGGCCGCGUCGCUGCCUAGCGAGCUGAUCGUGCACAUCUUCUCCUUCCUUCCCGCGCCUGACCGGCUGCGGGCCUCGGCCUCCUGCUCGCACUGGCGCGAGUGCCUCUUCUACCCGGCUCUCUGGCCCCAGCUCCGCAUCUGCCUCCGGGUCUCACCCACGGAGCAGCCUCGGCUGGAAUUCCUCAUGCGCAAGUGCGGCUGGUUCGUGCGAGAGCUGCGCGUUGAGUUCGCCGCUGAGAAUUACCUGAGCGGAGGCGGCGGCCCGGGCGACGGAGGAGGCGCGGACACCGGGACAGGCGGGGAGGAAGUCGAGGCCCCGCAGCUCUCAAACCGGUGGCUGGAAGUGCUGCGCACCUACUUGGAGCUGGUGCUGUGCGUGCUGGUCAGCAUUCGGAACAACAGGAACCUCCAGAAGUUUAGCCUUUUUGGAGACAUAAGCGUUCUACAACAGCAAGGAAAUUUGUCAAAUACAUACCUCAGCAAGGUGGACCCUGAUGGCAAAAAAAUUAAGCAAAUUCAGCAGCUGUUUGAAGAAAUACUGAGUAAUAGUAGGCAAUUGAAAUGGCUGUCCUGUGGGUUUAUGCUGGAAAUAGUAACCCCAACAUCACUGUCAUCUCUCUCAAACUCUGUUGCCAACACUAUGGAGCACCUGAGUUUACUGGAUAACAAUAUUCCUGGUAACAGCACUCUUAUCACCGCAGUGGAACUAGAGCGAUUUGUGAAUCUACGCUCACUUGCCCUGGAUUUCUGUGACUUUACAGCUGAGAUGGCAAGAGUCUUAACUGAUAGCAACCAUGUGCCUUUGCAGCGACUGUCUCUCCUGGUCCACAAUGUUUCCGUGAUGCACAAGUCUCUGGACAACAUGCCAAAUGAUGAGCAUUGGAAAGCCUUGUCACGAAAGAGCACCAGCCUUCGGGUCUAUAUAAUGGCUUUUGAUAUCAAGAGUGAAGAUAUGUUCAAGAUUCUGAAGCCCAGUAUACCACUAGAGAGGAUUCAUUUUGACAGCUACAUCACUUGUGUUUCGGGAGCUAUUGUUGAUCUCAUAUCUAGACAGUAUGACAAAUUCCUCACUCAUUUUAUAUUAAUGAAUGAUGUGAUCGACACAUCUGGAUUUCCAGAUCUUAGUGACAACCGAAACGAAGAUCCAUUGGUUUUACUAGCGUGGAGGUGCACAAAACUCUCUCUUUUGGCAAUUCAUGGUUACACAGUGUGGGCACACAAUCUCAUCGCCAUUGCUCGUCUCCGUGGCUCUGAUCUGAAAGUACUUGAAGUCACUGAAGAAAGCAUUGAUUUUGACCAAGGUGAACUUGCCGACCAGGAUGUGGAUCCAGUUCAUAACCUUAUUGAGCAGGUAUCCCUGGGCUUGGGCCAACCUUGGCAUGCAGUCAUGGACAUCGAAUCACUCAGUGUCUUCACUGAACCAAAUCGUCAUUUUUACAGAGAGAUGCAAAGCUUCAGCGAAGACAUUUAGCUUUUUUUUUUUAAAUGUACAAUUCCUGUGGUUACAUAUGCAAGUAGGGUCCCAUUAUGUUUUUUUUCAGUAGUGUGAAUUAAUCCCUUUGUGCUGUGUUUAAUCAGUAUUAGCUUCAUAGAGUUAUAUAUGUAUAUUCUACUUCUUGAUCAAAGAACGUACUCGGGUAUUGGUUUAGAAGUUCAAAGUGACUAUGUAUAGGGCUUUCACGGUUAAUGAACUUGUUACCAAACCUUAAGGAUAUACAACCGAAGGUUGUCUGAGGUUGCUGGCUAACUUUGUUUUUCACUGAGUUACUCUGCCUUUUUGAUGUUUUUAUUCUUUGUGUGUCAGAGUUCAGAACUCAGGAGCCAAAAUAUUUUUAUACAUAUAUAGAAAUAUAUCCAUAGCCUGGUAGAUUUGUAUGCAAUGCACUGCAUUCAUGUAUUCUAAUAGCAUUUCAUUAAUUUUUAUUUGAAAUGGAAGGGAGGAUAAUGUCCCAGAUGAUUUAUCCUUAACAAAAAAACCAAGACUUUAACUUUCAUUACAUAUAUAAAAUUGAUAUCACCAAUUACCAUUCUGAAUUUUGUAUAGUACUAGGUUAGAACACUGCUUAAUCCUUUUUUUAAAUGCAUUUACAUAAACAAAAUACUCAAAUUGUUGGAUUUUUAAAAACUAUAUAUGACUUGAUUUUAUUUAUCAAUUAUAUUAUACAUUUAAGUUAGCUUUUAAGCCCAGAUUUCAAGUAGUGGAGGAAGAAAGAAACUAUAUUCCAGGGUAAAACCUCCUAAAGAAAAUCAAAAAACAGAAUUAUAAACACACAUGCUUGCAAACAUUAGUCGUGAAAUCCCUAGCAACAAGUCACUGGAUUUUUCUCUGUCAGCACGCGUGUCAGCUGCCAAAGAAUAGACUUAACUGAAGAAGUGCCCACAUGCUGGCAGGGGCCGGCCCACUCUGGCCAGCCAGAUACUGCUAGAUUGUAAUAUUUAAGGUCGAAUUUCGACCUGUGGUACACAGCUGUGCUGUGGCUCAGUCAGCAACCUCAGAACUCUGAAAAACAAAACAAAAAAGAAAAAAAAAA
This is a messenger RNA of Phyllostomus discolor (pale spear-nosed bat), 2921 nucleotides long. It is a transcript of the gene FBXO33, whose product is annotated as F-box protein 33. Bases 182 to 1861 code for a protein of 559 amino acids. The transcript is spliced from 4 exons. Gene Ontology annotation, cellular component: SCF ubiquitin ligase complex. The record is from RefSeq and is a predicted model, not a curated record. Gene Ontology annotation, molecular function: protein binding. Gene Ontology annotation, biological process: positive regulation of protein ubiquitination; SCF-dependent proteasomal ubiquitin-dependent protein catabolic process. NCBI's taxonomy places the organism in Eukaryota, Metazoa, Chordata, Mammalia, Chiroptera, Phyllostomidae.